This is a messenger RNA of Ooceraea biroi (clonal raider ant), 968 nucleotides long. RefSeq lists its product as uncharacterized. The record is from RefSeq and is a predicted model, not a curated record. Lineage: Eukaryota; Metazoa; Arthropoda; Insecta; Hymenoptera; Formicidae.
CAAAAUUUAUUGUUCCCAGCGUGCUUGUUUCAUUUAAAAUAGACAAGUACUAUUUUCAAAAACUUACUAUUUCUAAGUAAAAUAAAUAGAGUCACAUUUAAAAUUUAGCAGUCUAUAACAAUGUCGCCUAUACUUUUAUUGUUGGUCCUUGUAGGAAGUAUUCUUGAAACAAAUUUAGCAGUUGCAGCACCUCAUGAUACUGCCCGAGCUGAUAAUACAGGUGGUAAUACCGGUCAAUUAAGUUUAGAUGAAAUAUCACCUUAUCGCAAAGAACAAUCUUUUGGUGAUGUCUAUCCACUCGAGCAAUUGCAACCAAACGAACCGGAAUUUGAUGAUCCAAACGAUUCAUCAGAUUCAUCAGAUUCAUCAGAUUCAUCAGAUUCAUCAGAUGAAUCAUCAUCUGAAUCACAUGAAUCGCAUCACUCGAAGAAAAAAGGUGGACGUAAAUGUGAAAAAGAAGUACACGACUGCUGCUGCUGCUGCAAUAAGGAAACUGGAGUAACUGAAGUAACUGGAGGACACGUUAAACACAAAUGUAUAUUCUCUGAAAUAUUAAAAAUGAUAUUUGCGGCGCCCAUGAAAAUCAUUAGCUCUAUUUUGUGCAUGAUAAAACACGUUAUAGCGUUCAAACUAUUUCUAAUAAGUAUGAUACUGAAGUCAAUAUUUAAACCGUGGACCCUACCAUUUAACAUUCUUGCCGUGGUUAAAAAGGUGUUAGGUAUUUUUGGGGGCGGAGAAGUUGGAACAGGAAUUGGAACAGGAAUUGGAACAGGACUUGGGGGAGGAGGUGGACUCGGGGGAGGACUUGGGGGAGGACUUGGGGGAGGACUUGGGGGAGAACUUGGACUUGGGGAAGGACUUGGAGGGGCAGGAGGAAUUGGAAUAGCAAUAUAGUGAGCUAAAGCGGAUAAGGACAACUAUCUUUUGAUGACAACUGGACUAAACUGUGGAUGAUAACACUAUCAUAA